AUGCGUUUCACUCAGGCUAUCGCUACUGCCAUUCUCUCGGCCACCAUGGCCUCGGCCAUGCCCAUUGGCUCCUCUGGAAGCGUCCUCGGAAACGUUGGCAGCGGAGUCCACCCCACUGUCAACUCAGCCGGUACUUCAGUCGACGGAGUUGGUACCGUUGUUGACGGUGUUGCUGGUGUUGUUGGAGGUGUCUCAACCACCCUCGGCGGCACUGGUAGAACUGUCAACGGUCUCGGCCAGCACGUUGAGAACUCCAAGCGCCAGAUUCUCAGCGGUGUCCACCCUACUGUUAACUCCGCCGGCACCUCAGUCGACGGUGUUGGCACUGUUGUCGAUGGUGUAGCUGGCGUUGUUGGUGGCGUUUCUACCACCCUUGGCGGCACUGGUCACACCGUCAACGGCCUCGGCCAGCACGUUCAGAACUCCAAGCGUCAGAUCCUCGGUGGUGUCCACCCCACUGUCAACUCAGCCGGUACUUCAGUCGACGGAGUUGGUACCGUCGUUGACGGUGUAGCUGGCGUUGUCGGUGGUGUUUCUACCACUCUCGGUGGUACUGGCCAUGUCGUCAACGGCCUCGGCCAGCACGUUGAGAACUCCAAGCGUCAGGUCCUCUCUGGAGUCCACCCCAUUGUCAACUCCGCUGGCACCUCGGUUGACGGCGUCGGCACUGUUGUUGACGGCGUUGGUGGCGUUGUUGGUGGUGUCGGCAUCACUGUUGGUGCUGUUGGUUCUACUGUUAACGGCGUCGGUCAAGAUGCUGCUGGCGAGAAUGUCAUCAAGCGUGAGAGCAUCCUCGGAAACGUUGGCAGCGGAGUCCACCCCGCUGUUAACUCCGCUGGCACCUCAGUCGAUGGUGUCGGCACCGUCGUUGACGGUGUGGCCGGCGUUGUCGGUGGUGUUUCUACCACUCUCGGUGGUACCGGCCAUGUUGUUAACAACCUCGGCCAGCACGUCGAGAACUCCAAGCGCUCUGCCCUCCUCGACUCUGUUGUCGGUCUUCCCGUCGUUGGCGGUGUCACUGGCACUGCCGGCUCAGUCGUCGGCGGUGUCACCCAGGGUGGCGUUGCCGCAACUGUCAGCGACCUCGUUGGUGGUGUUGGUGCCGACGGCAUUGUUGGCGGUGUUAUCAAGCGCUCUCCCAUCCUCGACAACGAGCUCGGUUCCGGACUCGGUGGUGUCAGCGGUACCGUUGACGGCCUGACCUCUGGUGGUCUCGUUGGCGGUGUCAGCAGCACCGUUGACGGUCUUACUGGUCCUCUCAUCGGCAACAUCAAGCGUGACCUCUUCACUGGUGUCAACUCUGUCGUCGAGGGCGUUAACAGCCUCGUCGACCCCAUCACCGGCGACGUCCUCUAA
Molecule: messenger RNA, 1356 nt
Organism: Aureobasidium musti
Lineage: Eukaryota; Fungi; Ascomycota; Dothideomycetes; Dothideales; Saccotheciaceae
Source: the annotation of a GenBank genome assembly